Molecule: messenger RNA, 4902 nt
Organism: Conger conger (European conger)
Lineage: Eukaryota; Metazoa; Chordata; Actinopteri; Anguilliformes; Congridae
Product: son of sevenless homolog 1-like
Biological process (GO): Ras protein signal transduction; positive regulation of GTPase activity
Cellular component (GO): plasma membrane
Molecular function (GO): protein heterodimerization activity; guanyl-nucleotide exchange factor activity
Source: RefSeq, a predicted model, not a curated record
GCUCGCUUCUUGUUCCAGCAACAACUGUAUUCGAGCCAUAACAAUCGCCCGAAUUCAAUCGCUUUGGCGAAAGAUACCGAUUUUAAAAGGGGGCAUCGUGCGUGGAAUCGGGCUAUGUGACCCCCCAAGUGAAGCAUAUUUACCAGAAGGCACGAUUCUGGAGAUGGUACUGAUAACUUUAUAUUCAUGGAGGAUAACAAGGUGAGCCUCCCUCUCUUCCUACCGGACAGAUUCGAUGAAAAUGGGCGAUUAUGUACAGAACAGGGGUUAGCUUUUACCCCCCAAAAAAACUAAACACGGAAUGCUUCAGCAAGACGGUUGAAAAGGAGCAACACAUUUCCAAGUACUCGGCGAUGACAUGUUUCGCCUCGUCCUGUGUGUGUUUGGCUAGCUAGCUAGCAACAGCCAACCACUUACAGACAACUAACACCCGAUUGAGAAGGGAUCGAUUGCCUUUUGGCUAACGUUAGCUGGCAAGCUAGCUCGCUUUUGUCCGUUUUAUUAUUUGGUAGCUAACGUAAACAUUACUGCUUCUUCUUUAAAUCCAUCUAUUGCGCAAGCCUCGGCACAGUUGCCGUCACCAGAAGCCAGCCGUUGCCUGAGGUGGAGGACAGCUAGCUUGGCUAACUGUUAUCAGCAUCUGUAGCGCUAGCUAGCUGCUGCCGUACCGAUGCGAUGAGCGUCUUGCAAGGGGGAAUCUGCGGAGCGCUAUUCUGACUCACUCCCGACACCUGGACCGCUCGUUUAUUUUUUUUAUGUUUUGGGGGGGACACGGAGCACACUACCCUGGAUCGUUUUUUUUCGACGAGCUUCUCGCUCAUCCAUGCCUCAUUGUUUGAUGUAAGGGACGAAGGAGUAAAAGACGGCGAGCAUUGCUUCCCAGAAUAGCAGCCAGCCAUGCAAGCGCCGCCGCUCCAGUACGACUUCUACAGCGAGGAAAACGCAUCGAAAUGGCGGGGACUGCUGGUGCAUUCUCUGAACAAGGUGCUGAGCCAGGUUCACCCCCAGCUGUCGUCGAAGGAGGACGCCCUGCAGCACAUCGAGGAGCUGAUCCUGCUCCUACUGAGCAUGCUCUGCCAGGCCCAGCCCCGCACCGUGCAGGACGUGGAGGAGCGCGUGCAGAAGAGCUUCCCCCACCCCAUUGAUAAGUGGGCGAUCGCGGACGCACAGGCCGCCAUUGAGAAGAGGAAACGGCGAAACCCGCUCGCCCUCCCGGUGGACAAGAUCCACCCGCUGCUCAAGGAGGUGCUGGGGUAUAAGAUCGACCACCAGGUGUCUGUGUACAUCGUGGCCGUGCUGGAGUACAUCUCCGCCGACAUCCUGAAGCUGGCGGGAAACUACGUGCGGAACAUCCGCCAUUACGAGAUCUCACAGCAGGACAUCAAGGUCGCCAUGUGUGCCGACAAGGUGCUGAUGGACAUGUUCCACCAGGACGAGGAGGACCUGAGCGGGUUCCCCCUGAUGGACGAGGAGCCCUCGGUGUCCGGGGAGCAGACGUACUACGACCUGGUGAAGACCUUCAUGGCCGAGGUCAGGCAGUACCUGCGCGACCUCAACCUCAUCAUCAAGGUGUUCCGGGAGCCCUUCGCCUCCAACGCCAAGCUCUUCUCCCACCACGACGUGGAGAACAUCUUCAGCCGCAUCGUGGACGUGCACGAGCUGACGGUGAAGCUGCAGGGUCUGAUCGAGGACACGGUGGAGAUGACGGACGAGGGGAGCCCCCACCCGCUGGUGGGGAGCUGCUUCGAGGACCUGGCCGAGGAGCUGGCCUUCGAUCCGUACGAGUCCUACGCCCAGGACAUCUUGAGGACCGGGUUCCAUGACCACUUCCUGAGCCAGCUGUCCAAGCCUGGGGCUGCCCUCUACCUGCAGUCCAUAGGCGAAGGAUUUAAAGAGGCGGUCCAGUACGUCCUGCCCCGGCUUCUCCUCACGCCCGUUUACCACUGUCUGCACUACUUUGAGAUCUUAAAGCAACUGGAGGAGAAGAGCCAGGAGGAGGAGGACAAGGAGUGUCUGAAGCAGGCCAUCACGGCACUGCUCAACCUGCAGUCCAGCAUGGAGAGGAUCUGCUCCAAGAGCCUGGCCAAGAGGAGGCUGAGCGAGUCGGCCUGCCGCUUCUACAGCCAGCAGAUGAAGGGCAAGCACCUGGCCAUCAAGAAGAUGAGCGAGAUCCAGAAGAACAUCGACGGCUGGGAGGGCAAGGACAUCGGCCAGUGCUGCAACGAGUUCAUCAUGGAGGGCACGCUGACGCGCGUGGGCGCCAAGCACGAGCGGCACAUCUUCCUGUUCGACGGGCUGAUGGUCUGCUGCAAGUCCAACCACGGCCAGCCGCGGCUGCCGGGCGCCAGCGCCGCCGAGUACCGCCUGAAGGAGAAGUUCCUGAUGCGCAAGGUGCAGAUCAACGACAAGGACGACAAGAGGGGCGAGUACCGGCACGCCUUCGAGAUCAUCCUGAAGGACGGCAACAGCGUGGUGUUCGCCGCCAAGUCGGCGGAGGAGAAGAGCAGCUGGAUGGCGGCCCUGAUCUCGCUGCAGUACCGCUCCACGCUGGAGCGCAUGCUGGACCUCACCAUGCUGCAGGAGGAGAAGGACGAGCACGUGCGCCUGCCCGGCGCCGAGGUGUACCGCUUCGCCCAGCCCGACUCCGAGGAGAACGUGGUGUUCGAGGAGAACGUGCAGUCCAAGUCCGGCAUCCCCAUCAUCAAGGCCGGCACCGUGCUCAAGCUCAUCGAGAGGCUCACCUACCACAUGUAUGCAGAUCCAAACUUUGUGAGGACGUUUCUGACCACAUACCGCUCCUUCUGCAAGCCUCAGGAGCUACUGGGGCUCUUAAUGGAGAGGUUUGAGAUUCCCGAGCCCAAGCCCACGGAGGCGGAUCAGAUGGCUCUGGAGAACGGGGACCAGCCUCUGAGCGCUGAGCUCAAACGCUUCCGCAAGGAGUACGUGCAGCCGGUCCAGCUCAGGGUCCUGAACGUGUGCCGGCACUGGGUGGAGCACCACUUCUACGACUUCGAGCGGGACGCCGAGCUGCUGAGGAGGCUGGAGGAGUUCAUCGGCAUGGUCCGAGGUAAAGCCAUGAGGAAGUGGGUGGAGUCGAUCACGAAGAUCAUUCUGAGGAAGAAGCAGGUGCAGGCGAACGGGCCGAGUCACAACAUCACGUUCGGGAACCCCCCGCCCUCCAUCGAGUGGCACAUCAGCAAGCCGGGCCAGACCGAGCAGUUCGACCUCAUGACCCUGCACCCCAUCGAGAUCGCCCGCCAGCUCACGCUGCUGGAGUCUGACUUCUACAGGGCUGUCCAGCCGUCUGAGCUGGUGGGGAGCGUCUGGACCAAGGAGGACAAGGAGCUCAACUCCCCCAACCUCCUGCGCAUGAUCCGACACACCACCAACCUCACGCUCUGGUUCGAAAAGUGCAUCGUCGAGGCAGAGAAUCUGGAGGAGCGGGCGGCCGUGGUGGCGCGAAUCAUCGAGAUCCUGCAGGUCUUUCAGGAGCUCAACAACUUCAACGGCGUCCUGGAGGUGGUCAGCGCCAUGAACUCCUCACCCGUCUACCGGCUGGACCACACCUUUGAGCAAAUCCCCAGCCGCCAGCGGAAGAUUCUGGAAGAGGCCCAUGAGCUGAGUGAGGACCACUAUAAGAAGUAUCUGGCCAAACUCAGGUCCAUCAACCCACCCUGUGUGCCUUUCUUUGGAAUCUACCUGACGAACAUCCUGAAGACGGAGGAGGGGAACCCCGACUUCCUGAAGAGGCACGGCAAGGAGCUGAUCAACUUCAGCAAGCGCAGGAAAGUGGCCGAGAUCACCGGGGAGAUCCAGCAGUACCAGAACCAGCCGUACUGCCUGCGGGUCGAGAACGACAUUCAGAAGUUCUUUGAGAACUUGAAUCCCAUGGAGGAUAAGACGGAGAAGGAGUUUGCAGACUACCUGUUCAACAAGUCCCUGGAGAUCGAGCCCCGCAACGCCAGGUCUCUCCCUCGAUUCCCCAAGCGGUAUAACUGCCCGCUGAAGUCCCCCGGGGUGCGGCCCUCCACGGCGCGGCCGGGCACCAUGAGGCACCCGACGCCGCUGCAGAACGAGCCGCGCAAGAUCAGCUACAGCCGCAUCCCCGACAGCGAGACGGAGAGCACGGCGUCCGCGCCCAACUCGCCCCGCACGCCCCUCACGCCCCCGCCCGCCUCCGGGGCCUCCAGCUCCACCGACAUCUGCAGCGUGUUCGACUCGCCCCAGGCCCCCUCCAGCCCCUUCCACUCCAACAGUGACACCAUCUUUACUGCGGUCUCACUGCCCCGCGGCCCACGGUCCUCCUCCGUCUCCUCCAUGGUGAGUUUCAGCCGGAACGUGGAGGACGGCCCCAAACCUCCCCCCGUGCCCCCCCGCCGGCGCCCGGAGUCCGCCCCCGCAGAGUCCUCGCCGUCCAAGAUGAUGUCGAAGCGUUUGGACAGCCCCCCGGCGGUGCCCCCCCGGCAGCCCACCCCGGCGAAGGGCUACUCCCCGCGCUACUCCCUGUCGGAGGCGCCGGACAGCCCCCCCACGCUGCCGCCCCGGGAGCCGGUGCGGUCGCCCGACGUCUUCUUCAGCUCGCCCCUGCACCUGCAGCCACCCCCCCAGGGCCGGCGGGCCGAGCUGGCCCAGACCUUCUUCCCCUCCUCGCCCUUCAGCCCGCUGCCCCCGCAGACGCCCUCCCCGCUCGGCUUCCGCAAGCACCUGCCCUCCCCGCCCUCGCUGCCCGGCUCCGAGGGCGAGUCGCCCCCGCCGGGGGCCGCCGGGCCCCCCGUCCCGCCCCGACAGAGCACCUCCCAGACCAUCCCCAAACUGCCCCCCAAGACCUACAAAAGGGAGCCCCCGCACCCCUGCCUGCACCGCGAGGCGCCCCCCCUCCUGGAGAACGCCAACUCCUCCUAG